CAGCAGAGUUGACUUUGCCUUGUUGUAAUUAUGCCGUGCAGCUGAGUGCCGUCCAUCAGGAGCAAUGUCUACCUAUAUCCUGGGUGUAGAUGUGGGCACCACGUCGGUAAAAGUCGUUUUAUUGGAAACUGGCUCCAGAUCGGUGGCUGCGAGUCACGCUUUGCCAACUACGUCUGAUUUAAUCGACCAUAGUUUGAUAAAGGCGAAAGAGCAGGAUACUGGCCGGAUCAUGGACACUCUGAACCGGUGCCUCGGCCUGCUGCCCAGAGACAAACUGCAGCGCGUCAUCCGCAUCGGGCUGUCCGGACAGAUGCACGGAGUCUUAUUCUGGAAAGCCAAGAGCGGUUGUGAUUGGUCCAAGAGGGAUUUCUUCGCAACCACACACACCAGUCAGCUGAUCACCUGGCAGGAUGGGCGCUGCAGCAGUGACUUCCUGUCCUCGCUUCCAAAACCAGAUUCACACGUGAGCGUGGCCACUGGGUUCGGCUGUGCAACGAUCUUCUGGUACAUGAGACACAGGCCGGAGUUCCUUGAGGAUUUCACAGUCGCAGGUACCAUCCAGGACUACGUGGUUGCCAUGCUGUGUGGUUUGGACGGGUGUGUGAUGACGCCGCAGAAUGCAGCCAGCUGGGGCUUCUUCAACACCUCCUCCAACCAGUGGAACAUAGACAUUCUGAAGGGUGCCGGCUUCCCUUUGCACCUGCUUCCUCAGUGUGUGCCAUCUGGUGGCUUGGCGGGACAGACGGGCUCCGACUGGCAUGGCGUCCCUGCUGGUACGCCAGUAGGGGCCGCCCUGGGAGACCUCCAGAGCUCUGUCUACUCCUGCAUGGGUGCACAGACAGAUGCAGUUCUUAACAUAAGCACUUCAGCCCAGCUGACCUACGCCAUGCCGGCUGACUUCAAACCUCCAGAGUCUCCUCAGCCGGCCUCCUCCAUCUCCUACUUCCCCUACUUUGAGGACUCGUACUUGGCGGUGGCGGCUUCGCUCAACGGAGGGAAUGUACUGGCCACUUUUGUGGAGAUGCUCACUUCCUGGAUGAAAGAGCUGGGUGCGGAGAUGAGGGAUUCCUGCUUAUAUGAGAAGCUGAUUCAUAGCGCCCUGAAUCAGGAAACCAGCGACCUGAGGGUGAGGCCCACCAUCCUGGGAGAGAGGCACGACCCUCUCUGCCUGGGUCAGGUGACCAACAUCUCCCCUACCAAUCUCUCUCUGGGUCAUUUGACCCGGGCACUGUGUCGCGGAGUCCUGGACAACAUCACGUCCAUGAUGCCCGCUGAACGUCUGCAGCGGGCGGGGGUCCAAAGGAUUGUGGGCAGUGGGAGCGCCGUCGCCCGCAACGAGGUGCUGAGGCAGGAGGUGGAGAAGGCGUUUCCUCUGCCGGUGGUUUACGGACAAAACGCGGACUCUGCUGUCGGCGUGGCCAUGGUCCUCUGUGACCUUCUGGGAAAAGAAUCCACGGGGGAAUCCCCGUCUGUUUACACGAUUAAUUGAGAAUUUUGCACAUUGCAGUGCUUAUCGAAUGGCAUCGCUUUGGUUAAGCAAAAAACAACCAGAAAUGCUACAACAUGUAACCAAAAGCAGAUGAUGGAUUCGCCAAGACGGGGAUCAACAGUCUUGUGUGGAGUGUAUUUUUUUUCAUAAGACCUGAUACUAGAGAUUUAUAGCAUAACACAGGGGUGCCAUUUUGCAAAGAUGCUCAUCAUUUAUCAGAAAAUAACCAACUGAAGAGCUCAUUUUUUUUCCCACCGACGGCCACCAUAUUAGAGCGGUACACGGCUCUAAAGGACUUUAAAAAACAUUCUGCUGUUAUUUAGCUUUCCAGCUGCUGGUUUCUGCACCACGACUUAAAUCCGACAACUUCAUGCUCUUUCCCUGUGUUGCUGAAAGGCAUCAUCAUAUGAAAUCAUCAUAUCAUAUGAAAUCCAUGAAAUAGAUCGAGAUCACAGCGCUGCUGGAAUGCUUUGAAGCCCACAGAUUAAAGAUCACAGACUUAUGAUGCAUAACAGGAUCAGGGCGCUUCUUUAAGCAAAAACCACAGCGACUGCAUGGUUCAUGGCCAGGGCCAUGGAGAUGAGGUUGGGGGUUCGAUCCCUGGCCUGCAGCUCCAUGCCAACACUGAACCCUGAAUUUCUCCCGAUGCAGCAUCAUCAGAAACGUGUGUACAUGUUUAUCUGAUGAGCAGGUGGCACCAUAGCCUCGGCCACAGGUGUGUGUGUGUGGUGUGGUGUGUGUGUGUGUGUGUGUGUGUGUGUGUGUGUGUGUGUGUGUGUGUGUGUGUGUGUGUGUGUGUGUGUGUGUGUGUGUGUGUGUGUGGUGUGUGUUGUGUGUGUGUGUGUGUGUGUGUGUGUGUGUGUGGUGUGCGGUGAAUGGUGCCUGUGCUGUACAACUAUCUAGCUAUUAAGGAAACACUUUUCCUCAGUAUUACUGUCAUUUCUUUCCCUUCUGUCUGUCUCAGGGAUUCUGUAUCAUUGCAUGCAAGGAGCUGGUUUCUUUUAACUUCCAUUUAGGCCUGUGGUAUAGAGUCUAAAAAGAUGUAAUAUUCAAAAGUCCCCACAUUAGCCUGAGUCUAGGAGGGUGUACACCGACAGUGUCAGGGGUCCUUUGUGGAAUGAAAAGAAAACUUAAAGCUGUGGUGUGUAACUUUUUGAUAUUAAUGAACAUCUGUCGAGCCAUGGCCAAGUGAGUUGCUACAAAGCUAAUCAGCUCUGGAUCUCUCAGUAUGACUAUGUUCAGAAGCUUGAGUGAAGAUAAUUCACUCCUCUGAAGAGUCCACCAUGUUUUUUAUUCUAUGUGUCCUGCUUGGCUAAUAGCAACUGUGUGAAGGGGGGGGGGUGUCACAUAAGGCUUGUAUUACAGUGGUUCUCAUAAGUUUACAUGCCCAUGCUUAAGUUGACUAAAAAGAGAAAUAAAAAAAUCAUCUGUUGUAAAUAGAUCUUAAUGCCUUAAUUUAAAAAAAAAAAAGGAAAAAUCCAACCUUUUAAGGACACCAAUUUUCUUUGUGAAUGAAUAGUGUAAUGUAAAUAAAUAAAUGUUCUUCCUUAAAGUUAUUUUAUUUUUUGAAUUUUUCUCCAUUAGUUCCCACCUGAUGUGAUGUGAUUAUAUGGUACAAAUAAAUCAGAUAAUUAAU
Etheostoma spectabile (orangethroat darter) is the source of this 3125-nucleotide messenger RNA. It is a transcript of the gene shpk, whose product is annotated as sedoheptulokinase. Gene Ontology annotation, molecular function: sedoheptulokinase activity. Gene Ontology annotation, biological process: cellular response to lipopolysaccharide; glycerol metabolic process; phosphorylation. The record is from RefSeq and is a predicted model, not a curated record. The coding region runs from base 65 to 1489 and encodes 474 amino acids. Gene Ontology annotation, cellular component: cytosol. The transcript has 8 exons. NCBI's taxonomy places the organism in Eukaryota, Metazoa, Chordata, Actinopteri, Perciformes, Percidae.